AAAAAGAUAAAAAAAAAAAGAGGCUAUCUAUAUGCAUGUCAUAUGAGUGGACUUGACUAAGAAAAGGAAGUAUAAUGGCUAGUUUAACCAAAGGAUACAUAUAUUUCAAGACCUCUUGUCAAGAAUGGUUUAGUUAUAUCAAAGCAUUCUUUGUUGGUCAGGGGAAGAAGAUGAGAGCAAAAAGUGAGGAGGAAUUGACAGAGGCUGAUAUGGUGAAAGCAAAAAUGGAGGUUGAGGCUACUGAUGAAGCAGAAAACACCAAAAAACAACUUCACAAAUCAAGUUGAUUUUACUAAUAUGUUUCUUUUACAUUGUCUAAUAAUAUAUAUGUUUGAUUAGGUCGAUGGUUUUUUUUUAAUUCUUGCUUUGGUAUAUUAAAAAUAUAUAAUAUAAUAUGCAUGAUACAAUUACCGCUCUAAUGGAUAAUAUUUUGAGAGGUUAUGUGUUUUAACAUUAAAAUAUUAAAUUUGUAUUUUAAUGGAUAUAAAUUGACUAGG
Messenger RNA from Solanum lycopersicum (tomato), 497 nucleotides. RefSeq lists its product as uncharacterized. NCBI's taxonomy places the organism in Eukaryota, Viridiplantae, Streptophyta, Magnoliopsida, Solanales, Solanaceae. The record is from RefSeq and is a predicted model, not a curated record.